GCCCGCGGGGAUCCCGGCGGCGCCCGCCGCCGCUGCCGCCCUCCUCCGGGCGCGCCCCGGGCCCCGGCCCCUGCCCGCUGCCGGUUCCCCCCCGGUCCGGGACGGCUGCCGACCUCCCCCGUGGCGGAGCGGGAUGCCUCCUCCCCUGGCGGCCGGCCAGCCGUCCGCGCCCGCCUCGCCGCGCUGAGCCCGCCGCCGCGGUCGGGAGCACCGCGGCCGCUGGCGGAGCAGAAAGUGAAAGUACCUGCCGCCGGCGGAAGCCCCAUGGGAAAAGCACAGCCCGGCCGUCCCGCAGCCGCCUCUGACAGCGCCGUGCCCCGCCGCGGCAGGCGGGCGGCGGGGGGGUGCUGAGCCCCGGCUGGCCCCCGCGGCCCCUCCGGCCCCGCAGCGCGGCGCUCCGCGGGCUGCAGGCACCAUGGGCCAGGCGGCGCCGCCACCAUGACCGCGGAGCCGCCGGCGCAGCGCCCUGCCGCCCAACCCGCGGACCAUGUUCCAUGCUGUUUUUAGAUCUAUCUUCUGGGUUCUGCCACUGCUCCUUGUUCUAUCUCCAGUGAAUUCAUCUAGUUGUGCAAUGGGAAAUAAAAAUGGAAUCCGUGCGAAGUAUGAGAAUAUACUAAGCCAUGACAUCAAUGAGCUGGUAAAUAUGUCUGCAGAGUAUCGUGACAGGUGCUGCAAGAAUAAAAAACAUGAAAAUAGCAAAGUGUUUUUCUGCAAUGAUACUCAGGAAAUAGAAUCACUACAGAGUAUGGCAUGCAACAUGCUCAGAUUCUUUCAUAAACAAAAAAUCAGCAAAGACUUUAGAUGGAAAGCAGCAUUAGUCUCAUGUGGGACAUUACAGCUUCUACAGUGCAAAUGUGAAAGACUUAAAAAAGAAAAGGUUUGCACGCAGGUAAAUACACAAAAUAAAGAAGAUACAGGAACAAGUGAACAGCCCAAAAAGAAAUGUAACCAAGAACUUUGUGAACUGAAAGAAAAUAUAUCUAGCCUUCGAUCCUGCUGGAAUAAAUUUGAAAAAAUAUUUUCCAGGUGAUUCCAGGUGAAUCCUGCUUUUUUUCCUUCAAAGUGGUGUUACUUAGUAUAUUUGCAUUUUAUAUGCAUUCUUAGAGUAACUCUGCUCACUUAUAUGAAAACUUUAUGCCAGAAUUCUGAUGGAAAGCUACUGUACCUUGUUCCUGGUGACGGAAUAAACAGAAAUGGCUAAACCAAGCUGCUGGAGUCCAAGAAGUGGAAAUGAAAGACCAGAAUUUGAAACAAAAUGGUCCACAGCAAGCCGUGUCCCACCUUUGUGCUCUGGAAACUACUCUGAAUUUUCUGAUCUUACGAGUAACUUUGUAAUACUGUCAUAUGAAAACAUACACUUACAUAUCUACUGCAAUUUAUAAACCCAUCUUUGAAGCUGCAUGUGAAGAAAAUAGUACGGAAAAGUAGCUGGUUUCUUUAUAUCUACAUAAAAGACAUCAAGGACCAAAGGGAACAAUCUACCGAACAAGCCACUGAUCUUGGGUCCAUUCUGCUGAUGCAAUGAGGUUCUCAGCGUGGUUAUCUAAUGGGUCUGCAAGCCAGUUUCGGUUUGGAAAAACAGAGAGGUUAACUUUUUUAAAAAAACCUAGGAAGGGUACUGAUUUUUGAGAGAUGUAGCACACUUCUACUGGCUGAAGUAGAGGCAAGACAGUGAGACCUAUGGAAGGUGAAAAAGGAGAUGCCUGACUGUUCAGCUGACUGGAAACAGCACUAGCCUUCUGUAUGUGGUUAUCCUGCAGUUAGGUGCAGGAGGAGCUAGAAUUCCUUACCUUCGGAUUGUGAUUCCUUACAUGCAGUUAUUUUAUGUAACGUGUUUAACAUGUUAGACAAACAUGAUUUAAAAUGUGUGAAUAUUUUCAGAGAAUAAUAUAUUGGCAUUUAACUAAUGAAGUGUUCAUAUUUAGUUUUGGAUAAAUGGAAGUAUUUUUAUAGUUUGUAACUUUUGCAGUUUCUUACUUUGAUAUUAUAACUCCUUUGGUAAUAAAAUAUUUGUCUUCUGUGGAAUUCGG
Messenger RNA from Falco peregrinus (peregrine falcon), 2030 nucleotides. RefSeq names its product interleukin 7 (gene IL7). The record is from RefSeq and is a predicted model, not a curated record. Bases 488 to 1030 code for a protein of 180 amino acids. Gene Ontology annotation, biological process: immune response. Gene Ontology annotation, cellular component: extracellular region. NCBI's taxonomy places the organism in Eukaryota, Metazoa, Chordata, Aves, Falconiformes, Falconidae. The transcript is spliced from 5 exons. Gene Ontology annotation, molecular function: interleukin-7 receptor binding; growth factor activity.